AUGUCUUCUAAUCAUUUGCUGCGAUAUCUCGUCUUUAUUGAAGCCUUUCUCGAACCGAUGGAAGUCAAUGACCACCACUUCUUUGGGCGCCAUAUCUAUGAAGCGUCUCACCUGAAGAAGUACAGAGUCGAGGUGAGCUCUGGAGGGGAAGUAUGGCUUACAGUGUCUUCUUUGGCCGAAUUCAAUAAAAAACUGAACCAAACAUUUGAGAGACAAUUAGAGCUGAAUUGGAGACGAGUUCCCGUUGGGGACGACAUAUGGAUCGGACUGUUUGGUGAGAAACCCAAUGAAGAAACACUGCUAAAAAUGGGCAAAAACUACUCAAUCGAAUCGUUGGCUAUUAAGGGAGAGGCGUCUGGAAGUCACAGGUAG
Messenger RNA from Oppiella nova, 372 nucleotides. The record is from the annotation of a GenBank genome assembly. Lineage: Eukaryota; Metazoa; Arthropoda; Arachnida; Sarcoptiformes; Oppiidae.